CAGCCUCAUUCCGGUCCCUCACUCCACACCGUGCUAAUCUCCUCCUCGCCUCGCCAUACUUUGCCACCCCACCAUCAGCGUAUCUGUGCCUGCGGUGGCUCUUUGGUGCUGGGGGCACGAUGCCAACCCUGGAACCCAACGUCCGCUCCCUGAUCUCUCCGCUGGGGAUUGUCCGCUUACUGGAGAUCAUCCUCUCCUGCAUAACCUUCAGCCUCGUGGCAGCCUCCCACACCUACUAUGGCUCAUACGGGGCCUGGUCCAUGUUCACAUGGUGCUUCUGCUUCAGCAUCUCCAUCCUGGUGGUGGUUGUGGAGCUUGUCGGUUUAACCGAGUCUGUGCCUCUCUCCUGGCCAGACUUUACAUCUGCCUUCUCCAUGUUGGCUGCUCUCAUGAUCUUCACCUCCUCCAUCAUCUACCCGUCAAUCUAUAUUCCCGUCUGUUCCAGCUGCAGCUACCAGGCUGCAGCUACGGCCAUGUCCUGCUUCUGUUUCAUCGCCUACGCUGUCGAAGUGGGAUUGACGCGAGCCAAAGAAGGAGAGGUCAGCAGCUUCCUUGCAACUGUUCCUGGCCUCCUGAAGGUGUUUGAGGCCUACGUGGCUUGUCUCAUCUUUUCCUUGGUGACCGACAGCGCAUACUAUAGAUUCUUCCCUGGCCUGCAGUGGUGCCUGGCUGUCUAUUGUAUCUGCUUCAUCGUCACAUUGCUCAUCAUCAUCCUCACAGUCGGACGUUGCCUCGCCUCCCUGCCCUUCCCCUUGGAGAAGGUCCUUGUGGGCUUCAACAUCUUGGCUGUCCUCAUGUACCUGACGGCUGCUGUCAUAUGGCCCCUAUAUAGCUUUAGAAACUUUCCAAGGCCUUCUUCGUGUGAGUCCUCAAAAUGCGCCGCGUGGAACAACCGCCUAGGACUGACCUUCCUGACUUACUUCAACCUCAUUGCCUACAUUGUGGAUCUUGUGUACUCCUCCAAAAUGGUGUUUGUGACCACGCCGGCUUAGUGGGUUCACUCAGACCGAACUCAACCUCCCUAGAAUAAAGUUUAUGACUAGAUACCAAGACCAUCAGCAGCAUGCCUCUGGCGGGGUGCUGGUUUUCGAGCUAUUAUCAAUGCUUUUAAUCAUUGUUAUUGGUUGCCUUUGGGAAACAUUUCAUCCACUGUUCUUUAGUUUUAGAAUUGUACUUUGUGGCUGGAUCCUUUCUUCCUAAAAGCAUAGCACCCCUUCCUUCCUUCAGGUUUCCAUGAAUUAUUUGCAACUCAUGAAAAUGCUACUGUAAGUUGAUAUUUGUAGUUUGCAUUCCCUCCAGUUGUCCCUGUUUGACAGAGUUUAAUCCUCUGAUUAAUCCUCUGCUGUCCCACUUUUUCAGCUGCUUUUAAAAUGUCCCCGUUUCUCUCUCCUCCUUCCUUUCCUCCCUUUCUUUGUUAAUUCAUUUCCUGCAAGCUCAGUUUGAAGUGCAAAAGCGGUUCUCCCUGAACUCAGAAAGGAGAAAAGAGAGGAGGAGUGGAGUCUUCCCUUUCCUAGUAGGCUCAGGCAAAAGCAAACUGCUGCAGCCUCUCCUAGCUUGUGUUUUCUUUUUCAUUAAUAACUUCUGCCAUUUUCAUCCCAUUCUGGUUUUGUUUGGCUUUCAUUUUCCUCUGUGAAAUAUUAGAGGAUGUGACUUGGGCCCAGGAAAGAGGAAGAUCCCAGAAACACCCCAGCUGCCCAGUGUUUCUAUGUGGCCUAAAAAAAGAAAUGUGCAGCUCUUUGGAGAAAAGGACAUGAGAGAGGUAUUGUUGGAAAGGGAAAGAGGAUGUCAGGAUGGAGAAUGGAGAAACAAGAGCUGAACUUGGGACUUCGGCAGGGAGAACUUAUAUUCCUAACCUUUGUUCUCAGGUGGGGAUGCAGAUAACCACUUUCCAGUCCCUUUGCCUGAUAUGCUUGCACUUGCUAUGGAAUUAAUCAGAGCAUUGAAAACAACUUUUUCUUUCGAACCACAUUUCCCGUAACCUCCAGUCAAUGUAAACACUGAAAGUCUGAGCAAAGAAAGAAAAAAAGAAGCUCUGGGUAGAAUUCUUUAUGUGGUUUUGCAGGGUUAUACAGUGACACCCCACAGCUGCCCAAAAGUCCCUGAAAUUCUUUGCACUUGGUGGCAGUUUGGGCAUUGGUACUGUUCUGCUCAGGAAUAAGAAAGACAGUACACUUGUCCCUCUAUAUUCGCUAGGGUUAGGGGCACAAGACCCCCGUGAAUAUGGAAAAACUGCAAAUAACAAAAACACCAUGUUUUUACCUGAGAGGACACCUCUCUGGGAAUC
Sceloporus undulatus (fence lizard) is the source of this 2284-nucleotide messenger RNA. Its product is annotated as myeloid-associated differentiation marker-like. The record is from RefSeq and is a predicted model, not a curated record. Lineage: Eukaryota; Metazoa; Chordata; Lepidosauria; Squamata; Phrynosomatidae. Gene Ontology annotation, cellular component: membrane. The transcript has a single exon. The coding region runs from base 120 to 992 and encodes 290 amino acids.